CUUACUGGUUACUAUGGUAACACAGUUCGGUUCUUCGACGAUGUUUGUAGCUUUGGAGCACUGAAAGAUAUCGGGUUUUGGAAGAGAUAAAGAAUAAAUGUGAUGCCUUUGACUUAAAUAUAGUUUUAGAGGAAUUUAAUAACUUAAAUAGGAAAACAAAACAGAUUUAAAAAAAACUUUGACAAACUUCGGCUGAAUGGAGACAGAAAAGACGACGUGUGUCUCUGAAAAAGACGCCGACAGUUUGAGUGAUACGACGGACGUUCCUAUUCUCGCGGGUAACAGCUGCAAGUUACACCUCACAAAUGUCAAGUCACGUGCACCAGAGAGAGCACAGACAAUGACUGAAAUUUUUCACAAAACAAACAUGAACAUUGAGAAAAAGAAGAAACCAACAUUCUCUGCAGGAAGCAGGUUGCACACAUGGAGCCGGAGCAGAGCUGCCAGUGCAGACAGAGCAGGUUUGUCUGAACAGAGUGCAGCACUGUUAGCAGGUGCUGGCCUCCUUCCACAUGCAGUAAAUAAAGCAAGAAGGAAAUCGAGGAGACCAACCUGCAGUGAAGGGGCCACUGACUGCCAACUUGUUGUAAAAAAUCACAAGCCAUCGGGAAAUGAUAACAACACUGCAGCUGCUUUCUCUUCCACCCAAUUGCCUGUUGUUCCAAGUUGUCACCAACUUGACUUAGACAGGCGCUUUCUGCAAAAAUUCCCUCAACUGGAUUCCACGAAUGAAGUCCAGUUUCUCAACCUCCAGCGUAACUUGAUCACAAGAAUUCAGCAUUUAUCACAACUGCAGCAUCUCAUUUUAUUGAACCUGUAUGACAAUUACAUCUCUGAGAUGUCUGGCAUUGAAGUUCUUCGAUCUCUCAGAGUCCUCCUGCUGGGGAGGAACAGAAUCAAGAAAAUUUGUUGCCUGGAGAACUUGUCCAGACUAAACAUCCUGGAUUUGCACGACAAUCAGAUCUGCAGGAUAGAAAACAUCUCUCACCUGGAUGAACUGCAGGUACUGAACCUCUCAGGAAACUGCAUCUCAAGGUUGGAAAAUCUCCAGGGCCUCGACUCUCUGACUGAACUUAACCUGAGGCACAACUGCAUCUGUGCUGUGACUGAGCUGGACCGCCUGCCCUGCUUGCAGCGUCUCUUUCUCAGCUGCAACAACAUCAUCAGAUUUGAUCAGCUAGCCUGCCUUGGAAGGUCUCACUCCCUUUCUGAGCUCACCCUGGAUGGGAAUCCUGUAGCCCUGGAGACAUGGUACAAGCAGGCUGUCCUGCGCUGUGUGCUUCAUCUGAGACAGCUGGACAUGAAGCGCGUCACAGACGAGGAUCGGCGCAUGGCAGGUGUACAAGCUCGGAAAGAGGAGGAAAAAAAGGAGAAGAGCCACAAGCAGACUAUUCAUAAGGAGAAGCGGCGCCUUGCUAUUCGAAAUGCAGCACAGCAGUGGGAGGGUGUCAGGGCCUGCAUGGAGCUGGCACCCACCACCGGCACAAAGGAGGAUGUCAGUCCGGAGAACAGCCCCAGCCACAGCCCGGCACAAACCAACGGAGUUGCACAAGAUCCUUCCCCGGAAGAACCAAGACGGGUGAGUCCAGGCUCAGGACCUGAGCGACCACCAGGUGGCACAGAGAUCCGACUCCGUACCAACAGCCGCCCAAACAGCCCUCGGGAUCCAAAGUUUGUGGAGACGGGGAGCGGCAGCGUCCAGAGCCUGUCCUUGUCUGAAAGUCACCUGGCAGAGCUGGAUGGAGACACCCUGCGUUUAUUCGGACUGGGAGCGCUGGAGGCCCUGGAGAGGGGCUGGGGGGUUCAGACAGCGGGGGCCGUCACUGUUAUAACCUUUCGCUACAUCAACUUUGACGCCAUUGUACCUUCACUGCCGAGAAUAAGGGUCAAGUUCCCAAACCUAUCACAUCUGAUCUUCCUGGAGACAAACAUCAGCCGCCUGCCUCAGCUGGCGGCCUUGGCUCAGGUGAGGCGUCUGGAUCAGCUGACCGUCCACCCUGAGGGCAACCCGGUGGUCAGUCUGACUCUGUGGCGCUCAUUUGUCAUCUACCGCCUGUACCACUUCAACCUCCAAAGGAUCAAUGGCCAGGAGGUGACCAUGAAUGAUGUGAUCAGCGCAGAGCGUGUGUUUGGAACACUCGGUCAUGUGGCCGCAACGGAAACUCCGCGUUGUCGUCUCCUUCUCCUGCUGGAGGAGUCAAGGAAGCGGCAGCUGCAGUUCUUGCUGGAGGGGCGUGGCCGGCGGGCGGGGCUGAGUCCGGACGACCUGCGAGAAAAUGGGAAACUCCUGGGUGAAAGCCUGAGCAGAGCGCUCUUCAACUACCCAAGCAGGGACUGUAACACUGAGAGCCCAGAGGAGGGCUCUGUGGAGUCGUCCGAGCGGGCGUCCAUGAUCGAUCAGUACCUCCAGGACUUGGUCCAAAGAGCAUCAGACACGAACCUGAAGGGCGAGGCUUUACAUAAACUCUGGCCUUCCAUGUUUGCAGAGAUGGUCGGGGACUGUGUGUUGGAGAUGAGGGACCGAGCAGCCUUCCGCCAAACCAGCCUAGCAAAGCUCUCCGAAACCAAGUGAAAAGGACCAAAGUUUCAGUCGUAGCCGUCACAUGCACCUUGUGGACAUUGCUUCUCUCUGCUUUUUACCAUGUCCUUGACGCAUUAUCACCUAGUGAUUUAUCAAUAAUCAGUCAGAGGCUCUUCUUGAGGUGGAUGUAGACUCUUCUAAAAGAAUUGUCAGGACAUCUGCAUCUUGACUGAAUGUAGAUUUCCACUGAAAACACAGAGUUUAACUCCUCAGAGUUGGAAGCUGUAUUGUACUUGAAGAAACUUACAGGGACCUAUUCACGUGUGGUUCAUCAUCGUUGUCCUGUUUGGAGCAUCUUCUGCACUUUAAAAGCCUUUCGAAUGACUCCCUGUACUGUCACGAGCAUCAGCUUAAAAUGACCGCCGUCUCUUGUCUGGAGACUAGAAUGAUUUUUCUGUCAUUUAGCCUCAUAAAUGUUCUUUUUUAAUUUUUCUCCUGCCUGUCAUAAAAUAGUUGAUUUUUGUUUACCACAGAUUUUUCUGUAUUGUACUUAGGAUUAAAAGAUUCUGCAUUGA
This is a messenger RNA of Oryzias melastigma (Indian medaka), 3096 nucleotides long. Its product is annotated as leucine-rich repeat-containing protein 49. Gene Ontology annotation, molecular function: protein binding. The record is from RefSeq and is a predicted model, not a curated record. The transcript has 18 exons. NCBI's taxonomy places the organism in Eukaryota, Metazoa, Chordata, Actinopteri, Beloniformes, Adrianichthyidae. Bases 197 to 2572 code for a protein of 791 amino acids.